AAUCGAACUUCAAAGUCGAUGUAGUUUUCCUUAUGUUCACACCUUUUUUUUUUGAAAAACAUAGGUUGAUAUAAAAACUGACUGGUUGAUAUCAUUCAAUUGAAAGAUAAUUCAAUAAUAAUUGAAACAACAAAUUUUGUUAAACUUUCAAUAUUAGUAGGAAGUGAAUUAACCGGGAAAAAAUGGGUCGAAAAGUAACUAUUGCUGCUGCCACAUUAAACCAAUGGGCUUUAGAUUUCGAAGGUAACCGAGAUAGAAUAUUACAGUCAAUUUUGGAAGCCAAGGAAAUGGGAGCCACUUUCCGAACAGGUCCAGAACUUGAAAUAACAGGCUAUAGUUGUGAAGAUCAUUUCUACGAAAGUGAUACCUUCUUACACAGUUGGGAAGUUUUAUUAGACCUCUUGACAUCACCACUUUCCAAGGAUAUCUUAGUCGAUGUUGGUAUGCCAGUGAUGCAUAAAAAUGUAUGCUACAAUUGUAGAGUGAUAUUUCUCAAUCAAAAGAUUCUUCUAAUCAGACCUAAAUUAAUGACUUGUGAUGAAGGGAACUACAGAGAAUCUAGAUGGUUUUCUUGGUGGAAAAAGAUUCGGGAAGUUGAGGACUACUACUUGCCAAGAAUGAUUUCCAUAGUCACUAAUCAAGAAGUAGUUCCAUUUGGUGAUGCCGUCAUCGCAACACAAGAUACAUGCAUUGGUUUUGAAAUUUGUGAAGAAUUAUGGAAUCCGAUGAGUUCCCAUAUUGGUAUGGCUCUUGACGGAGUAGAAAUUAUAUGUAACAGCUCUGGUAGUUACACAGAAUUACGUAAGGCCUAUGUUACUGUGGACCUUGUAAAAAGUGCCACUCUGAAAGCUAAGGGCUGCUAUGUAUUCAGCAAUUUGAGAGGGUGUGAUGGACAAAGAGUUUAUUUCAAUGGCUGUUCUUGCAUUGCUCUGAAUGGUGAAAUAGUUAGUAGGUCUAAGCAGUUCUCCUUAGAGGAUGUUGAGAUAACAGUUGCUACUAUUGAUUUAGAGGAAAUAAGAACUCAAAGAAAUCAUGCGAGAUCAAUGGCACAUAUGUCAUCAGGUAGUCCAAGUUAUAUCAGAGUACAUGCAGACUUUUCAUUGUGUCCACCUAAUGAUACAACUUUAAGUUGUUCCUUACCGUUGGAAUGGCAUUACCUAAAACCUGAAGAAGAAAUUGCACAGGGGCCAGCUUGUUGGUUAUGGGAUUAUCUUCGAAGAUCGGGGCAAGGUGGUUUUUUUCUACCUCUUAGUGGAGGAGUAGACUCUAGUAGUACAGCUUUAAUAGUUUAUUCCAUGUGUAAAAUGGUAACUAAGUAUGUUCAAGUUGGCGAUAGCAAGGUCUUGAAUGAUGUCAGACGAAUAUGUGGUAGUCCAGAUUAUGUCCCAAAAUCGGCAAAUGAUUUGUGUAAUCAUAUAUUAGUAACAUGUUACAUGGGGACUGAAAAUUCUUCAACGGAAACCAAGGAGAGAGCAACACAGCUGGCUGCUGCAAUUGGAAGUUAUCACAUGGGCAUUACUAUCGAUACAGCUGUAGCAGCUUGCCUACAAGUGUUCACUUUUGUGACGGGUCAUUUCCCAAAAUACGAGUCUAAAGGUGGAUGCGCCAGGCAAAAUCUUGCCCUCCAAAAUAUCCAGGCACGUUUACGAAUGGUCUUUUCCUAUCUAUUUGCCCAAUUGAUUUUAUGGACAAGAAAUCGACCUGGAGGCCUUCUUGUCUUGGGUUCAGCAAAUGUAGAUGAGUCCCUGAGAGGUUAUAUGACCAAAUAUGACUGUUCAAGUGCUGAUGUCAACCCCAUUGGUGGAAUUUCCAAAACCGACCUCAGAAGAUUCCUCCAUUUCUGUAGGCAGAAGUUUUCAAUACCGAUAAUUGAAGAUAUUAUAAAAGCGCCACCUACAGCCGAACUGGAACCACUGAAUGAGGGAAAGUUGGCUCAAACAGACGAAGAGGAUAUGGGCAUGACGUACGCCGAGUUGAGUGUAUAUGGUCGGCUCAGAAAAAUGCAUCAUUGCGGACCGUAUUCGAUGUAUUGUAAAUUGGUGCAAACUUGGUCGUCUGAUUUUACGCCAGAAGAGGUCGCUGAAAAGGUUAAACACUUUUUCAGGUGCUAUGCAAUAAAUCGACAUAAAAUGACUGUGAUUACUCCAGCAUAUCAUACAGAAAGUUACAGUCCCGAUGAUAAUAGGUUUGACCUAAGGCCUUUCCUUUAUCGGGCCAACUGGUCUUGGCAGUUCAGAGCGAUAGAUAAGCAGAAAGAAAUUUUUGAGAAGAGUAGGAAAAUAGAUACAAACUCCACCUUCAAAAAAAGUAUUAAAUGUAGGGCAGCUGUACCUGUUUAAUUCUUGGCACCAUUUGAUGAAAAAUAUCAAGUUCCUUAGCACCAAUAAGUGCAUUUAUAUGUUUUUUCUUUAAUUCUAAUAUAAAAGAAACUUUGUUAUCUAUGUAGAUUCGAUUUUAUCCAUUUUCAUUCCUAUAUUAUUCCAUUUGAAAUGUAUUUUAAUUUUAUUAUAUGUUUUGUAUAAAAAUGUUUUUUCGCAUCUGAUUUCUAUAUAUAUUAUACUUUUAUUGGGGUUGCUCCAUUUUUAGGAGUCGGUAUGUAGUUAUGUGUUAUUAAAUUUUGCUUCUAGUU
Molecule: messenger RNA, 2629 nt
Organism: Harmonia axyridis
Lineage: Eukaryota; Metazoa; Arthropoda; Insecta; Coleoptera; Coccinellidae
Product: glutamine-dependent NAD(+) synthetase
Exons: 10
Coding region: 183-2339 (718 amino acids)
Biological process (GO): NAD+ biosynthetic process
Cellular component (GO): cytoplasm
Molecular function (GO): NAD+ synthase (glutamine-hydrolyzing) activity; ATP binding; glutaminase activity
Source: RefSeq, a predicted model, not a curated record